CAGGCAGCAGAGACCAUGGAGCCCCGCUCAGCUACUUCCCACAGAGGCCUUGUUCCCUGGCAGGGCCUCCUGCUUGCAGCCUCACUUUUAACCUUCUGGAACCCACCCACGAAUGCUCAGCUCACCAUUGAAUUGGUGCCUUUCCAUGCUGCUGAAGGGGGAGAUGUUCUUCUACUUGUCCACAAUUUGCCAGAGAACAGGAUAGCUUAUAACUGGUUUAAAGGUGAUAGGGUUGAUUCCAGCAAAGAGAUUGCAACAGUUGAGAUAGAUACUAACAGAACUACUCCAGGGCGUGCAUACAGCCAUCGAGAGACAAUAUACCGCAACGGAUCCCUGCUGUUCAAGAGUGUCAAACAGCAAGACUCGGGACUCUACACCCUGUACGUCAUAAAGAGCAAUUAUCAGGUUGAACAAGCUUCUGGGCAGUUCCAGGUGCACUUGGUGUUACCCAAACCUCACAUCACAAGCAACAACUCCAGCCCUGUGGAGGGUGAACAAUCUGUAGUAUUAACAUGUGAACCUGAGACUCAGGACACAACCUACCUGUGGUGGACAAACGGUCAGAGCCUUCAAGAUGGUGAUAGGCUGAAACUAUCUAAUGACAGCAGGAUUCUCACUUUAUUCAGUAUUACAAAGAAUGAUACCGGACCCUAUGAGUGUGAAACCCGGAAUAUAGUGAGUGGCAGCCGAAGCGAUCCAUUCACCCUGAAUAUUUACUAUGGCCCGGAUGACCCUAUCAUACUGCCCCCAGAGACCUAUUUCCAUCCAGGGACAACCCUCAACCUCUCCUGCCAUGCAGCCUCUAACCCAGCUGCACAGUAUCACUGGCUUCUCAAUGGGAGCCUCCUGCAGUCCCCGCAGGAGCUUCACAUCCCUAAUGUCUCUGCAAAUAAUAGUGGAUCUUACACCUGCCUCGCUAAUAACUCUGCCACUGGCCUCAGCAGGAGCACAGUGAAGACUGUUAUAGUCACUGAUGAUUCAACACAAGAAAGUGCUAGCCUUUCAACUGGGGCCAUUAUUGGCAUCGUGAUUACAGUUGUAGCUGGAGUGGCUCUGAUAACCAUCCUGGUGUACUGCCUGAUUCUCAGGAAGACUGGAAGGGCAAGCGACCAGCAUGACCUCACAGAGCACAAGCUCUCAGUCUCCAACCAUAGUAAGUAAAGCCACUUACCCAGUAGAACAGGUAUUUCCAACGUGUGCCCUGCCC
Messenger RNA from Octodon degus (degu), 1207 nucleotides. Its product is annotated as carcinoembryonic antigen-related cell adhesion molecule 1. The record is from RefSeq and is a predicted model, not a curated record. Gene Ontology annotation, biological process: signal transduction; regulation of immune system process. Gene Ontology annotation, cellular component: plasma membrane; cell surface. The transcript has 6 exons. NCBI's taxonomy places the organism in Eukaryota, Metazoa, Chordata, Mammalia, Rodentia, Octodontidae. Bases 16 to 1161 code for a protein of 381 amino acids. Gene Ontology annotation, molecular function: protein tyrosine kinase binding.